AUGGAUUCUUCAGGAGUAUAUGAAUGCUGGAGGCAAUCUAACUUGAGGGUGACGGUAAAACGGGGUCAAAUGUACUCGACUAUCAAAUGUAGUAUCUCCCUGAGGCACAUUCGGGAAGCCCAGAUCCCCUAGGAUAACCUCAACGAUGUUAUUACCUUGCUACAAGACCGUGUAAAGACCAAAACACAAGUUAGCACCCACAUUCCACCACAGCAAGGGGCGAGGGCGGCGUUCCCGUUCCGGAGGGCUGCGGGACUCCCCGGGAGCCGGCUGUGCCGCGCGUCCCCGCCGCUUCCCGUCUUGACAGCGGGGCUGUGGCGCCUCAGGGUGUCCCGCGUCCCCUGGGGCUGGCCCUGCUUCGCCGAGGCCGACCGGGAGAUCGCCGGGCUGGCCAACCGCUGGGGCUGCCCCGUCCUCUCCCUAGACAGCGACUUCUUCGUGUUCGACCUGGCGGGCGGGUACUGCCCGCUGUCCCACUUCCAGUGGCAGAGCGUGCGCGCCGCCGCCGGGCCGCAGGGAUGCUACGUGCCCGCGCGCUGCUUCUCCGCCGAGAGGUUCUGCGGGCACUUCGGGCACCUGAGCAAGGCGCUGCUCCCGCUCUUUGCCGUCAUGAACGGGAACGACUACAUCGGCCUGGGAGCGCUGGAGGCGUUCUUCAGCAAGGUGCGCCUGCCGAGGGGCUGCGCGGCGGGACGGGGCGGGAAGCACCUCCGCCUCCAGGGACUGCUGAACUGGCUGGCGCAGUUCGCGGAGCCCGCCGAGGCCGUCGACAACGUGCUGAAAUACCUCAAGAAACAUCAGAGGGAAGAAAUACGGGAGCUUCUGUGCACUUCAAUGGAGGAUUAUGCUCCGUCUGACGUGAAUCUUGAGGACUUCUUUCAGAAUGGGAGCUAUGAGUGCGAGGCUGCCAGGAAAGCAGACGUACCACAGUGGGUAUUCGAUGCUUUGGCAAAAGGUAAGCUGGCCCCAUUCGUCAUCAAUGCCCUGAUACUUAGAAGCACCUUCCUCCGCGUUCAGGUGGAGAACAUGCAGAGACCCAGUGCUCACAGCACAGCUUUGCCCAUCCGACAAGUUAUCUAUGGACUGCUGCUGAGAGUGUCUCACAGUACCGAAGAUGAUUCUCCAAGUAAGCAGACCAACGAGCUGCCCACUGUAUGUGAAUUUGACAGAUGCCAAAAGACACUUAAAAAAACAUUUGUUCAAGCAGCAAGCCUACCCCCAGAUUUUUGUGAUGAUCGUUUUCCUUUGGACAAGUUAAUGGAGGUGCCUGUGUUGUGCCGCCAGAUGCUUUUGCUGGAGACUCUGGGAGUGAAAAUGAGUUUCUUAGAAUCUAUCCCAAGUCAUUUACAACUCCCUAUUGCUGUAACAUGUUACUGGAUAUGUUGUUCAGAACCAAAAGUUAAGCUGAACCAAUUAAAGGCUCUGCUUCUAAUGAUAGUUUCUGGAGAACUGCAGAGGAUAACUGAAGAUCCAGAUCCCACAGUUCUACCUGCCGAAGAUGACAGCGUGGCAUAUAACGAAUUUCUAAAAUGGAAGGAAAAGAAAUUGCAAAAUAAUGACUUUGAUUUAGAUGCUGCACACAGUUUUUGCCAAUGGCAGUGCUGUCUUCAGAUGGGAUUGUAUCUCAACCAGCUACUUGGUACUCCUCUCUCUGAGCCAGACCUAAGUAGGCUUUACACUGGGACCCUUGUGCACAGACUGUAUCAAGAGCUUAAAUCAGCACCUUCAGUGGAAAAUCUGUUUAUCUUAUCUCCAAAAAUGGGUCAUCUUUAUCUGGUUUUGUUAAAUACAGUGGAGUCAGUGGUAUCUCCAGACUUCUUUCAAAAGAUGACCAAGACCAGAUCAGAGUCCUGCAAAAAGAGGAAAGCAUCAAAUAAGAAAAAAACAGCCACCCAAUGUGCUGUGCCAGAAACUCAGCAUUUAUGCAGUGUUAAUAGGUUUGCAUCACUGGAAGUGGAUGACUGAAAGCAUUAUUCUUGGAAUAACUUCCAUGCUGAUGAAAGAAGUAACAUUAAAAUAUGUGACUGUAUUGGAAUUUGCUCAACUCUUCCCACACAAGUUCUUGAUUCAAACUUUACCAAAAAACUUGCUUCAGGGGAUUAUUUUUAUUAUUUACCUUUUUGUAACUUAACAUUUGUAUAAAAGAAAUGGCGUAUAAAAAUUGUGGUGUUUUGUUUUUCUUUAAGGGCAUCAGUCUAAUUGAAAAUUAGAACAAAGCUGUUUAACAUUUCAAAGCAGGACUAUUUUAGAGGAGUUCUUUUCAUGAUCAUUUGGUUGGCUCUGCCUCAUCUCACUGAAUACUUCAUUUAGAAAAAAUCCAACUUUAAACUUGGAACAACACAGUGGUCACAGUCUAACAGUUGAGAUUAAAACAGAAAUUGACAGGUUUAAAAAUACUGUAAAAUCUGUCAUUACUAGUGGAGUACUUUUACUUGCAGGGAGAGGUAGCUUUGCUCAGUGAUAACUAAGUUGUGCUUGAAAUAUUACAGGU
Molecule: messenger RNA, 2491 nt
Organism: Cyanistes caeruleus (blue tit)
Lineage: Eukaryota; Metazoa; Chordata; Aves; Passeriformes; Paridae
Source: RefSeq, a predicted model, not a curated record